AAAAGCGCAUUUUUGUUCGUUCCUCUCCAUUUUUCCCUGUACCUCAAAUACGAGGUCCUCAAUCAAUCUGCUGUAUUUUCAUGGCAGUAUCAAUAUCACCCUCGUAUUCAAAUUCACCCCCAAUUCUACCAACCCCAUCAAUUACCAAAUCCUUUUUUCCCAUUUACCCCCUUCACAGUCUCAAAUUUCCAUUUUCACCCCUCAAAUCUCAGCCCUCAAAAACUUACCCUAGAAGAAAAACCAUUCUUGUUUGUGCAGCAGAAAAUGAAAAUAGCAAUACUGCUAGCUCAGAUAAAGAGGUAAAGGAAAAAAGUGAUAACGGUGGAAGUAAUAAUAGUAGUGGUGGAAGGCCCAGAUUGAAUUUGAGAUGGGUGGAUCUGAUAUUGGACCCGGACCCGGAUAAUAUUGUGGCAGUUGGAUUAACGGGUCUGUUGACAUGGGCUAGUUUGUUGUGUUGGUUAAAUUGUGUUUAAUGUAUGGCUGGUUCUAUUAUGUUGAUGGAAUAUCAAGGAAGGAAGAAAGAGAUACUGGGUCAGAAUAACGAAGCUUUUGCUUAUGUUACCAGGCGAAAAGAAAAUUACUGUCAAGUUCAUAUGCUCAUUGUUUUGUUGCAGCCAAGAUGUGGUUUUGAUUAUCUUAAAAGGAUGGAUUAUUAAAAGAUGGGUCGGAUCUUUUAGGUUGGGUUAGAAAAAAUCUAUGUGGACCCCUAAAUAAAUGCCACAAGUUCAAUUAAAAUGCCCAUCAAUUCCAUGUCAUCUUUCCGUUAAGAUAGGGAUAUUUUUGAGCCUAAAAGUAACAUUAAGGGCAAAUUUGAACCAAUAGGUGGAAGAGGGCAAUUUUGAGCCAUUUCUAAUAUGUUAAGGUCAUUUUUGGCCCUUUUCCGUUUAAUAAAUGAGAAACCUCUAGUGGCGCACGCUUCGAAAGUCGGUAGGUAAUGAGCUCGUCCCUUUACACUUCUCUACCUAAUUUCCAGGUUGUGAUAGUUUUCGAACCCAUGACAUGCGCCUAAUCCAAAUAUCACAACAAACGGACACUUACCACUAGACCUAAGCCCCGGGUUAAAGUUCUUUUUUCAGCCUCUUAUUUCUGUCUUUGGUAGUAAUAUCAUUCUCAGUUCUGUA
Molecule: messenger RNA, 1121 nt
Organism: Nicotiana tabacum (common tobacco)
Lineage: Eukaryota; Viridiplantae; Streptophyta; Magnoliopsida; Solanales; Solanaceae
Source: RefSeq, a predicted model, not a curated record